GAUGGGUCGGAGACACUCUAGCAUGUAAGCCCGGCCCCUCUUUCUAAUUCAUCUCUCUCUUUCUCUCUCUCAAGAAAACAACGAGAAGACGACGAAACGACCGGAGAACGACAGCCAUUGUGGAACCACCACGGCUUUACUCGGAAUUGAAACCCUCCGGUGGACCAUCCACCACCACCACCACCCCAACCUCAACAAAACCGUAAUCCCACCACAGCGUACGGCGGUGGAGUCCAACCGUACGCUCGAGAAACACCGUACCCCGUCCCCUCACGGCGGCAGGGGUGCCCUCCCUUCCGAAGGCGGUUGCCCUUCCGAUCUCCUCUUCCUCGCCGGCGGCGGCUUAAUCCACCCUUCUCUCUUUUCUCUCUAACCCAACAAUUUAAUUUAUUCUUCUUUGUCCUCUUAAACCGAUUACUGACAAUUAUACGGAUACGUAUACAGUGUUAUAUAUAGAGAGAUCGAUACGGAUACGUUGAUGGAAGAAAAGAUGCUGACCAUAAAAAGGGUACCCACGGUUGUUUCUAAUUAUCAGGUGGGAGGAGGUUCAGAAGAUACCAUGAUCCAGUCCCAAACGCUAACCCUAGGUUGUGGGCGCAAUUGCCUUGGGAAGUGCUGCUUACCUGUUUCUAAACUUCCGCUAUAUGCCUUCAAGAAAGAUGAAUAUGAGUCGACAGAUAAAUUCAGCGGCAGUUCUUGCAGUGGCAGGCGCCCAGUAUCUUUCCUCAACAACUUGCUGCUGGCGAAGUGGGAGGAACGAAUGAAGCAAGGGCUCUUUAGGUAUGAUGUGACCACAUGUGAGACAAAGAUUAUUCCGGGGGAUUUCGGUUUUAUAGCGCAGCUAAAUGAGGGACGACACCUUAAAAAGAGGCCCACUGAGUUUCGGGUUGAUCAGGUUCUUCAACCUUUCGAUGAUACAAAGUUCAACUUUACCAAAGUUGGCCAAGAAGAAGUGCUCUUCAGAUUUGAACAGGGCAAGUAUACCCGGUCCCAUUUCUGCAGCAGCUCACCAGUUAAUGCUGAUUCAAAUUCACCGAAUGUUGUUGCUAUUAAUGUUAGCCCUAUUGAGUAUGGACAUAUCCUUUUGAUACCCCGCGUCCUUGACUGCUUGCCUCAGAGGAUUGACCAUGAGAGCUUCUUGCUCGCCCUUCAUAUGGCUAAAGUAGCUUCAGAACCCUCCUUCAGAUUGGGUUACAACAGCUUGGGUGCCUUUGCAACAAUUAAUCAUCUCCACUUUCAGGCAUAUUACUUAUCAGUGCCCUUCCCAGUUGAGAAAGCCCCUACUCAAAGGAUAAGGAUGGGCAAGGAUAUUCCUGAUAAUGGUGUGGUGGUUUCACAGUUGUUGAACUAUCCCGUGCGAGGUUUUGUUUUUGAGGGUGGACUAAAAUUGCGCAACCUAUCCAAUGCUGUUGCUAGUUCUUGCAUUAGGCUUCAAAACAAGAAUAUUCCUUUUAAUGUUCUUAUUGCUGAUUGUGGGAGAAAAAUUUUCCUGUUCCCGCAGUGCUAUGCCAAGAAACUAGCACUUGGAGAAGUUAGUGAUGAGCUUCUGGACACUCAAGUGAAUCCUGCUGUGUGGGAAAUCAGCGGACAUAUGGUGCUGAAGAGAAGGAAGGACUACGAUGAUGCAUCCGAGAAGAAUGCAUGUAGACUUCUUGCUGAGGUUUCUCUGUCAGAGGAGAGGUUCGAAGAGGUGAAGGCUCACAUCCUGGAAGCUGCUGGUUUGCAGGAGGUGGAAUCAGUGGGUAAUGGCAUGAACGAGGAAGAAUCUCUUCAAAAGCCUCAUCCCCCACAUGUCACCUCGCAUCUAACUCAAGAUUGUAUGGUUCUGCACUGAGAAACACUUGUCUGCUUUCGCCUUUUUGGAAACUUGUUGGAACAUUUGGUACCUCUUUUUAUCGGUUUCUGCUGGAGUAGGUCAUUGUUCUUUUACCAAAGUACUUUUAGUUAUCAGAAGAAACUAGCCGUAUGUUAUUUGGAUGGAAUUUAUGCCAGAAACCAGUCAAAUGUACUUUAAGCA
Messenger RNA from Rhododendron vialii, 2017 nucleotides. RefSeq names its product GDP-L-galactose phosphorylase 1-like. Gene Ontology annotation, biological process: glucose metabolic process. The coding region runs from base 479 to 1834 and encodes 451 amino acids. The record is from RefSeq and is a predicted model, not a curated record. Gene Ontology annotation, cellular component: cytoplasm. Gene Ontology annotation, molecular function: GDP-D-glucose phosphorylase activity. The transcript has 5 exons. NCBI's taxonomy places the organism in Eukaryota, Viridiplantae, Streptophyta, Magnoliopsida, Ericales, Ericaceae.